CUUCAAUUAUAAGCAAAUUCGUCAAGACACUUCUUUAUCCCCACCUGUCCCCGUCCCUUCAACAAAACCGCCAGGAUGGGCUCCAGAAAGGCCCUUGCCCGGCCUCCGCCCAAUGCCAGCAUGGAGAUCAAACCGCGCAACAAACUUCGCCGCCAGAUGCUCCAUAUCAAGAGAAAGCGCGCCAAGGAUUCCGCUCGCCGCACCGAACGGUAUGCAUUCAAGAAGGAAGAGGCCAAGAACCCUCGCUUGAAGGAGGAGCGCCUGAGGCGCAAUAUCCCGCUCACUAUUGAUCGGAAGCGCGUGUGGGAUGAGGCAGAUAGUGACGUCGAGGAUGGCUUGGGUUUGAGUCUUGAUGUGGAGCGCAUCAAGCGACGCAAGCAAGAGGAAAAGGACGAGCUGGAUCGGUCCUUGAAAGCUUCCGACAAGUUGACCGAUGAAAGGUCGCAGGGUGGUGACAGCGCAGAGGAGGAACAUUCGGAUGCAGACGACGACGACGAUGUGGAUAGUAUGCUUGCUAGCAGUGACGAGGAUGAUGAUGUAGAGAGCGACGAACAUGAGAAGGAGGACGAUUCUCGUGGACGGCGCGACAAGCCAUCUCUGCCUUCUGCAACCGAGCGAGCGACCAGCCCCUCGCAAUCGACUAAGAGCACUAAUCUCAGCCUCGUUCCCGAUGCGCUGGCCGCCAAAUUCCCCUCGCUGUUCAACCUCGAAAACCCCUCUCCCAAGAUCCUCAUCACCACUUCUCUCAAUUCGACUCUCCAUCACGAGGCCGAGCUACUCACGGACCUUUUCCCUAACUCGCACUACGUCCGCCGCACACGCCACCGUUUUGCUCAUCAGUUCUCCAUCCGCGAGAUUGCUAAAUUCGCCUCCAAUCGGAACUACACCGCGCUGGUCAUUUUACGCGAGGAUCAAAAGAAGCCCACCGGUCUGGACAUCGUUCAUUUGCCAAAUGGCCCCAUGUUUCAUUUCUCCAUGACCAAUUGGGUCGAAGGCAAGCGCAUUCCUGGACACGGCAAUGCUACCGAGCAUUGGCCCGAGCUUAUUCUCAACAACUUCCGUACCCCUCUGGGUUUGUUGACAGCCCAUUUGUUCCGUACCUUGUUCCCUGCCCAGCCGGAGAUCCAAGGCCGACAAGUCGUCACCGUUUUGAAUAGUCGCGAUUAUCUCUUCUUUCGCCGCCACCGCUACGUCUUCCGCGAGAAGCGAGAGACCGAAAAGGCCGUGGUUGGUGCGGAUGGCAAAGAGAUGAAGGGUGCCGAGGGCAUUCGGGCUGGUAUGCAGGAACUGGGACCCCGCUUCACACUCAAGCUGCGCCGUAUUGAUAAGGGUAUCCAACGGGCUAGUGGCCAGGAGUGGGAAUGGAAGGGUGGCAUGGAGAAGACCCGUACCAAGUUCCAACUAUGAUACAUUUCUUUCCAUUGUUUGUCAACCAAAAAUCUAGCCUUGUUUUGAUUGCAUGGGGGUUUCGAAUAGGCGUUGCGAUGUUAGCUUUACUCAAAAAGCAUGGGGUUUGGGCUUGCUUUCCUGUUCAUAUUUGAUUGAGAUAUUAUUCUACCUCUGUUUCCUUGUGCAUAGAAGCAUGAAUUAUCAAUCCCGU
This is a messenger RNA of Aspergillus saccharolyticus JOP 1030-1, 1600 nucleotides long. RefSeq names its product rRNA-binding ribosome biosynthesis protein RPF1. The record is from RefSeq and is a predicted model, not a curated record. Gene Ontology annotation, cellular component: preribosome, large subunit precursor; nucleolus. NCBI's taxonomy places the organism in Eukaryota, Fungi, Ascomycota, Eurotiomycetes, Eurotiales, Aspergillaceae. Bases 76 to 1407 code for a protein of 443 amino acids. Gene Ontology annotation, molecular function: rRNA primary transcript binding. The transcript has a single exon. Gene Ontology annotation, biological process: maturation of 5.8S rRNA; maturation of LSU-rRNA.